CUGUCUAACCAUCUCAUACUUUGCCGCCCCCUUCUUCUUUGACCUUCAGUCUUUACCUCCGAGGACAAAGGCAGGAGUCCAGGGCAGCAUGCAUCGUCCUCCCUUCCGUUCUGUCAUCACAACAGCCCUAUAAGGUUGGUGAGAAUCCUCCAGCUGCCUUCUCCUGACAGGCAGUUCCGGGAAAGGAAACACCCAGUGAACUAAUAAAAAGAAAAGGGCUCAUUACGUUUCAGGAAGAAAGAAACAGAAAUGGCAACAGAGCGUCUCCUCGGGGAGUUUUGUGAGGAAACAACUUGUUCAAUUUGCCUGGAAUACUUCAAAGAUCCAGUGAUUUUAGACUGCGGGCACAAUUUCUGCCAAGCCUGCCUCACCCAGUGCGGGGCGGAGUCGGGCACGGGUGCUUGCUGCCCACAGUGCCGAGAGGUUUUCCAGCAAAAGAACUUCAGGCCAAACCGGCAGCUGGCGAACCUUGUGGAACUUGUCAAGAAACUUGAGGUGGGGAAAAGGGCAAUGGGGAGGAAGUGGGAAGUGUGUGAGCAGCACCAGGAGGCCCUGAAACUCUUCUGCAAGGAGGAUCAAACUCGCAUCUGCUGGUUAUGUGACAGAUCCAAGGAGCACAAGGAGCACAACACCGUUCUGCUGGAUGAGGCAGUCCAAGAGUACAAGGAAAGAAUCAAGGCUCAGCAGGGGUCUCUGGAGAAAGAAAGAAACAAUCUUGUGGUCUGGAAACUGGCAGAAGAGUGGGAAAGCCAAGAAUGUCUGACCCAGGUAAGAACGAUGGUGAGGGAGACAAAGCGCACCUUUGAGCAAAUGCGCAGGUUUCUGGAAGAAAAGGAGUGCCUCCGGCUGUCCCAGCUAAGAGAUCUGGAGAAAGAGAUGGAGGACAGGCACGAAGAACAUGUCAGAAGACUCUCUGAGGACAUUUCUCAUCUCUGUAGUCUGAUUGCAGAGAUGGAGGGGAAGUGUCAGCAGCCGGCAGAUGAAUUCUUGCAGGAUAUCAAAAGUACCUGGAGCAGGUAUGUGGUUCUUUCUGAACUCCUCCUUGUGUCUUCCAUCUAA
Gekko japonicus is the source of this 1059-nucleotide messenger RNA. Its product is annotated as zinc finger protein RFP-like. Lineage: Eukaryota; Metazoa; Chordata; Lepidosauria; Squamata; Gekkonidae. The record is from RefSeq and is a predicted model, not a curated record. The coding region runs from base 250 to 1059 and encodes 269 amino acids. The transcript is spliced from 6 exons. Gene Ontology annotation, molecular function: zinc ion binding.